Messenger RNA from Lytechinus variegatus (green sea urchin), 4245 nucleotides. RefSeq names its product G patch domain-containing protein 1-like. The transcript has 17 exons. Bases 40 to 2940 code for a protein of 966 amino acids. NCBI's taxonomy places the organism in Eukaryota, Metazoa, Echinodermata, Echinoidea, Temnopleuroida, Toxopneustidae. Gene Ontology annotation, biological process: mRNA processing. The record is from RefSeq and is a predicted model, not a curated record. Gene Ontology annotation, cellular component: nucleus. Gene Ontology annotation, molecular function: RNA binding.
CACCUUACCAUAUUCCUUACAAAAAGCGACGAAUCGGCGAUGGACUCCGACUCAGAUAAUGAAGAUUUUGUGUCCUUUGGAACUCCUCUUGAGAUAAUAGAGGAAGAUGAGCCCCUCCCGAAACCCAUAUCUGUACAGGACCAGAUUGUUCGUGAUCGACAGGGUCGUCAGCGUUUCCAUGGAGCUUUCACUGGAGGAUUCUCAGCUGGUUUUUUCAAUACAGUUGGAUCAAAAGAAGGUUUUACUCCAUCAACGUUUGUUUCUUCAAGAGCAAAGAGGGCUGAUCAACAUGAACACAGACCUGAAGAUUUCAUGGAUGAAGAUGACAAAGGGGAAUAUGGGAUAGCUCCAAGGAAACUUGUAACAACUCAAAGGUUUGCCGGUGAGGAGGUCGGCCCCAAGAAAAGACCAGCUACUGACUCUAACAUUAUUCCUGAUGAUGGCAGGAUACAAGACAUAAUCAAACCAACAGAUGAGACAAUUGGUGCAAGGCUUCUUCGCAGAAUGGGCUGGAAACCUGGACAAGGGGUUGGACCAAAGAUGGAAAGGAUAAAGAAAAGCAAGAGAAAGAAAAAUAAAGGUGGCGGCAGAGUGUACGGAUGUGCUAGACCGCCAGUGCAGGGACAACAGAGUGAUGACGACGGUGACGCUGAUGACAACCAGGAAGGGGACGACAAUGGCCCUGUGGAGGAUAGCGACGAGGAGGACUUCAUGCGGGGCUUCCUUUUUGCUCCCGACGACAUUCAGGACUUCAUCUUCGCCCUCAAGGAUGACCAGCACGGCAUCGGCUACCAAGGAAUGGACUCGAGGUCAAUACUCGGUGGCCAUGUAACUCUGUUUGAUGAACCAGUCAUGAAGCAGAACAGGCGACAAGGCAUAAAGGGUCAUGCAUUUGGAAUAGGAGCAUUUGAGGAUGAAGAAGAGAGCGAUGUCUACUCCACUGACCGAAUGUCCAACUAUGACCGUGUCUUAGGGGGAGAGGAAGAAACAACGAAUAAAAGGAUGUUUGGUUGGACAGGACCUCCUCCUCGACAUUCAAGUGAUGUUGAUAUUCUUGAUGGAUUCAAAGCCGCAUCUCAAGGGAAAAUUUCAAAAAAGGUGUUCCAUCCUCCAUCAUUGCCAAGGGACUUCCGUCCAUUUCAUCAAUUCAAUACUACCUUGGAGACACCCAACCCUCCCAAGACACAAGCUCACAGUCGGUUCACGCUCAGUGCAGACCAAAGAGCUGCCAUGCUCGGAGAAGAACAAUUACCAGGACCUUCGAGCAUAGAUGAGCUGUUGUCCAGUCAGGACCUGGCCCUACUUAAAGAAGCCCGUGACAAAGCAUCCAGUCGGGAGCAGGAUGCUCCUCGGCAUCAAACCCAAUGGGACAGGGGUGCUUCCCGCUGGUCUGCUCCUACCCAAGAAGCUACUGCCCAAGCAACAGGAUCAGGUUUCCAACCCUUUGCCAAGGAUGCGGAGAAGCAGCAGAGGUACGAGCUAUACUUGCAGAACAGACACCAAGGCUCCCAGACGGGAUCAGGGGACACCAGGACAGAAUGGGAGAAGCAGCAGGAGAUAGAAGAGUUCUCAAGGGCUGCAUCCCUCUACCAUAAACCUAUGUCAGGUCUCAUGGCAUCCAGGUUCGUCAGAGCCAAGCACUCAGAUGAUGUCGACGACACGGUGGAGGUUCCUGCUGAUCCGGGGGGUGAUGCGAAUGACCAGAGCAAGGCUGCGGAGAUGAAGAUGUUUGGUCAACUGACUAGAGAUACCAUGGAAUGGCACCCAGACAAGCUGCUCUGCAAACGAUUCAAUGUGGCGGAUCCAUACCCCGGAUCUUCGAUUGUUGGUCUUCCGACUGUGAAGAAGGACAAGUAUUCUGUAUUUAAUUUCCUUGAGAUCCAGCAAUCGACCAGUGCUCAGAUGGAUAUAUACCCUACUCAACCAGAAUUGCCUCAAGUUGCAUCUAAAGAUGUAGAAGAGCCACCUCGAGGAGCAUCUGAGAAAAGAUCAAGAUGGGACCAACAUCCUGGUAUCCUAGCCAAUGUUGGAUCUAAAAAAGAGGCUCGAGAUGAUGAAAAUCAACGAAAGAGCAAGAUUAUGGAAUAUGAAGUUCCCAUCCAGGAUUCAACUGGAGAGGGUGAUGACAAGCCCCGUCCUCCAUUAGAUCUCUUUCAAGCCAUCUUCCUGGACUCAGAUACAAGCAGUAGCAGCAGUGAGGAGGAUCAUGACAGUGAUGGUGAGGGGGAUCGGAAGAAACCCGAUGGGCCACCGCUUGCUGAACUCCUGACUGCAAAAGGUUUUGAUAGUUCAAGGGAAGGACAGAUUACAGGAGAGAAAGUAGGGUUCCCAACUUUUGGCCAGGAUGAGCCAGCUUCAUCAAUACAAAGACUGGAAAUUGAUAAUAAUAAUGAACAAGGAAAUGGAGAACUUUGUAGUCAUCAAAACAGAACUAGUGAUACAGUACAUAGUGAUGAAAGUAAGGGAGGUGUUGAGGAGGAGGAGGAGGAAUAUGGACCUGUGCUUCCACCACCUUCAUACCUUCCCCAGGAGUGUUCCUCAAAGCAUUCUGAAAGGCAGGAUGAUAGUUUUACAAAGAGAAGAAAAGGACGAGAUGAAGAGAGGAGGAAGAGGGAAAAGAAGAAUAAGAAGAGAAAAAAUGAACAUAAAAGUAGGGACAGAAAUAGAGAUAGAAGCAGAGACAGAAGCAGAGAUAGAAGCAGAGACAGAAGUAGAGAAAGAAGCAGAGACAGAAGUAGAGAAAGAAGAAAGGACAGAGAGAAGCAUUCCAAAGCAUCAUCAAGCCGGAGGAGUACACAUCGUGAAAAGAUAAAGAAAUCAAAACACAGACAUGGGGAUAAGCAUAAACAUAGCCAUCACAAGUCAUCAAAGGAAAGGAAACACAGACAUGCCUCUUCUUCAGAUUAUGAUGCAAGCCUUAGUAGUGACAAUGGGAAAUAGAAUCUAGGGAUUUUACAUGUGAAUCUUGGAUCAUCAUGAUUGCUAUUCGUCUUUAGAAUCAUCGGACCUUUCACACGCUCACUCAAAAAUUGUAAUAUGAGUGAAACUGAACUGGAAAUAACCUCCGGAGUAGAAUUUGAAUUUGUGGUUGUGAUUAGCGUUUGUGAUUCUAAUUAUGUUCUGGUUUGGUUUCACACAUGCUAAAAAUUCGUCAUUAGCCUUAUUUUUCACUGGAAUCAUUCAAAUUACGAUUGUUUUUCUGUGUGAAAGGGUGGUAUGACACUUAUAAAGCUUUUUAGGUCCUCCUGCACUGUCGCCAUCUUGGUUGGUCAUUUGCACCCUCUUCCACCCUGAAAGAUUUCAGGUUACAGGCCUCAAAGUCAUUUAGGAAAGUCCAGCACCAGGUGUGCUUGGGGUGGCCUCUUUUCCAAACCCGCGUCCAACCAGGCUGUCAAACAGUGCCCUCCCGAUGAUGGCGGACACUGGUGCAAAUUUGUCCAGACCAAUGGACCGCUAAAUAAAUACAUAAGAAAUUCAGACUGAAUUAUCAAUCAAGUUUCAGUCUAUUUUUCCUUUUGUACACUGCCUACUUAGCUUGUUGUACGCAAGCAAAUGGGAUGCUGAAUGUCAAACAUUUGUACCGUUGCACACAUACUGUCAUAAAUGUACUGUCCUUAAUGUCCUGUUGCCCGGGUCAGGAAAAGGUGACGUCUCUAUAAAAAUAUGAUUCAACGCUUUGCCUGCGCUUAGUAAAUGCGGGUGCAAUACGCGUAGGGCUUACUGGUUGAAUACGCAUUGCUGCUGCUGCAAAUCAGAUGCGUGUUUUAGGGACUUUCCUUUCGCUCUUAAAAUUUUCUUUAUUUUCAUAGAUUAACGUAGGAAAAUUGAUUAUUGUUCGUAUUUUUCACUAACUUCUGAGGCGUUGUACAACACGUAUGGCCAAUAUUAUUUGUGCAAUAAUGCGACAUUUCACAUUCAAUGAAAUAUGGAGUUCUGUUUGCAACCAACAAACGCAGAGGGCACAAACAUGUUGCAGCGUUAAUGCGACAAAACAAGCAGCUAGGAAGCGCAAUUCUUUGUGAAACACCCACCUGGCCGUGUAUGGAUUAAUAAUGAUACCAACAUGGGCAGAUAAGAGACAGUAGUUUUCCUUCCGCUUCAUCUACAUCUGUACUUUAAUGAUUUUUAUGAUCCAUUGGGUGCAUUUCACAAUCAUUGUUGAUGUGCUGUGAUGUCUUAAGAUAUGGAGAUUUUUAAGUCAAAAAGCAAUAUGAUUGAAUAAUAAAACAACUUUAUUUUUAAGAA